Athalia rosae (coleseed sawfly) is the source of this 1738-nucleotide messenger RNA. Its product is annotated as arrestin domain-containing protein 2-like. Bases 194 to 1366 code for a protein of 390 amino acids. The transcript is spliced from 6 exons. NCBI's taxonomy places the organism in Eukaryota, Metazoa, Arthropoda, Insecta, Hymenoptera, Athaliidae. Gene Ontology annotation, biological process: protein transport. The record is from RefSeq and is a predicted model, not a curated record. Gene Ontology annotation, cellular component: cytoplasm.
UAUAGUCAGCAGUCCAUGGAGUAUCGACCACGGUAGACCAGGCAUGGGCGAUAGAUUACAUAAGAUUAUCACUCUAAAGAGCAACAGCAACGCGGGCUGUUUCAAGGCCGAAGAUCACCGCCAGUAGCUAUUCCGUGUUCUACGUCAACACACAACAUCAACACGUGCGCAAUUCGGCUCGGUGACGAAAGCCAUGGGGCUGGAAAGGUUCAAAAUUAUUUUGGAACAACCCGUCUAUUACGGAGGACAGACAUUGGCGGGCAAAUUGUUCAUAACGACCGACGCACCUUUGCAAAUGAGAGCGGUUGUUCUGAACUAUUUCGGAGAAUGUGAUGUACGUUGGUCCCGUGGUACAAAGAACGGCAGAAGGUAUUACACGAAUAAUGAGAAAUACCUUAAUCUUCAACAAUUAAUUUACGGAGAUUAUGACGAGGACUGCGAACUUCCGGAAGGUGAGCAUAUUUAUCUAUUCAGCUGUCCGUUGCCGAUGAGAUUACCUAGUAGCUUCGAAGGAAGACAUGGCCGCAUAAGAUAUUCGGUCAAGGCUACGAUAAAGAGGAGUUGGAAAUUCGAUGAUACCACGACUGAACCUUUCUACGUAGUUGAAAUUCUAGAUUUAAACAAGGCUCCUCUCGCAGCGUCACCGGUUCAGGAAGUAAAUAGCAAAACCUUCUGGUGUCACUCGAGUCCUCUUUCCAUGUCGGUGGAAAUCCCGGUCCGAGGGUUUGUCUCUGGUCAGAUAAUCCCGGUCAAGGUAUCUGUUGAUAACGAAUCUGAUGUUCAGGUCGGAGGGGUUAGAGCCACUUUGAGACAGAUCACUACAUUCCACGCAAGAUCGACAUCGAGGGACGAUGAGAAUGUCAUUUUCAGAAACGAAUUCCCGCUCCAGAAUGGUCGCGGGCGUGAGGAGAUUUUUUUGAAUUUAAAUCUUCCAGCGUUACCACAUUCCAAUUUGCAAUCGUGCAAAAUUAUCGACCUUAAAUACGUGCUCAGUAUAACGGCCAAAGUCAACGCUUGGUAUCACAGAAAUCUGACGAUGCCCAUUAACUUAAUAAUCGGAAACGUGCCACUUUUGAGCUACCAGAUUCCGGUUCAACCCAUCAGAUUUACCAGAACACAGAUUGAGGAACUACCGGUUUCUGAAAAUUGCAGAUCGUCGGACUCUUUACUCCCCGAUUACCAAUUUGUUGCCGCUCCAUUCUCAGAGAGUUAUGGAGAACACUGCCCAGUACCCACCUACGAACAGUGUGUGCCGGAAAAACGAAAACCGAAUAAAAAACAAGGAAAUGAUGCCAACAACGAUGGGGUAGAAAAACCAUUCAUCCCACUCUAUCCUGUAUACAGAUUCCACGAUGGGCAAACUUAGAUUCUGAGCGGACGAAAAAUGACAGCGAUUUAGCGAACUGUUUUUUGAUUACUCGACUCGAUGCACUACAUGUGAAACAACGAAUUCUAUAAGUCUGAAUUCGUUGAUGUGAAACCUGAGGAUUUAAAGACAUAACAAAGUCCACUAGCUUCCAAAUCAGAGGGAGGUAGAAUUCUGUUCUCCUUGUAAGCAAUCUGGCAAGUACAACAGAUUGGAUAACGUUGUAGAUAUGGAAAGGUAAACCUGAUUUUAGCCGAUUUUCAGAGACCGAAACACUUUGAAAAUCUGAAUUUGUUUAGGGAAGAUGCACAAAUGAAGUGUUCAUGUAAAAAUCCUAAUGAAUGAUAAAAUGAAAGCAUCUUUUUUCACCUA